Molecule: messenger RNA, 13204 nt
Organism: Cuculus canorus (common cuckoo)
Lineage: Eukaryota; Metazoa; Chordata; Aves; Cuculiformes; Cuculidae
Gene: PDHX
Product: pyruvate dehydrogenase complex component X
Exons: 12
Coding region: 164-1675 (503 amino acids)
Biological process (GO): pyruvate decarboxylation to acetyl-CoA
Cellular component (GO): pyruvate dehydrogenase complex; mitochondrion
Molecular function (GO): dihydrolipoyllysine-residue acetyltransferase activity
Source: RefSeq, a predicted model, not a curated record
CCAGAUGCAGGCAGGAGGCCAGCAGCAGGGCAGGCGGCACUGGUGAACUCGCUCCCCUGCGCUGCUUGGCCGCGGGGGUGGGGCCGCGGCGCUUCCUUUCUGCUCAGGCAGUGAGAUAGACAGCCCCAGCGCUGGGGAGGGUAGGGAAGCCUGGAGAUGCGAAAUGGCGGCUUCCUUGUGGCUGAUCCGCGGCGGCAACGGGGUCGCGAGGCUGCUGCGGGGGGGCUGGUCAGCUCUGGGCGCUGGCACGUCUUUCCCCGCUCGAGGAGGCUGCAGGCGUGUGCACGGGACCCAAGAGCUGCUGGGUACACCUGGUAUUAAAGUUUUCAUGCCUGCACUUUCUCCUACAAUGGAAGAAGGAAACAUUGUAAAAUGGUUAAAAAAGGAAGGUGAAACAGUGAAUGCUGGAGAUGCGUUGUGUGAAAUUGAAACAGACAAAGCAGUGAUUACCAUGGAAUCCAGUGAUGAUGGCAUAUUGGCUAAAAUACUGGUGGAAGAAGGAAGCAAAAAUAUACGCUUGGGCUCACUAAUCUGUCUGCUAGUAGAGGAAGGGCAGGACUGGAAGAAAGUUGAAGUGCCAGCUGAUGGUGGUGAUCUGUCUUCUCUGGCUCCACCAGCACCUGCACUUACCUCAACUCCUGCAGGUCCUUCAGUUUCAACCCCUUGUAAACUGGAACAUCAUCCUGGAAAACUGCAGGUUCGCUUAAGUCCUGCAGCUCGCAACAUUCUAGAGACGCAUGGACUAGAUCCAAGCAAUAUUACACCUUCUGGGCCUCGAGGAAUCUUCACUAAAGAGGAUGCUCUCAAACUUCUGCAAGAGAAGCAGAAGAGCAAACCCAGUGAAUUGAAACCUGUGGCUUCUCCAGCUCCUCCUCAGCCUACUGUGGUGCCUUCUGCUUUGCAAACAACAGCUGUGACUUCUGCUUAUCCAAGGCCAGCAGUUCCACCAGUUUCUACACCAGGACAACCUCCUGCAGAGGGCACAUUCACAGAAAUCCCAGCCAGCAACAUCCGAAGAGUUAUUGCUAAGAGAUUAACAGAGUCUAAAACUACUAUACCUCAUGCAUAUGCUGCUGCUGACUGUGACAUUGAUGCUAUUUUGAAAUUAAGAAAAGAAUUGGCCAAAGAUGACAUUAAAGUAUCUGUGAAUGAUUUUAUUAUCAAGGCAACUGCAGUUACUCUGAAGCAAAUGCCAGAUGUGAAUGUAACCUGGGAUGGAGAAGUCUGCAGGCAGCUACAGUCCAUUGACAUUUCCGUUGCUGUAGCAACAGACCGAGGUCUCAUCACACCAAUCAUAAAAGAUGUUGCUGUCAAGGGAAUAAAGGAAAUUGCUGCUUCUGCAAAGGCUCUAGCAAAGAAAGCAAGAGAUGGAAAACUGUUACCAGAAGAGUACCAGGGAGGAUCUUUUAGUAUCUCCAAUCUGGGCAUGUUUGGCAUCAAUGAUUUCACUGCAGUCAUAAACCCUCCACAGGCCUGCAUCCUAGCUGUGGGCCGAGCAAGACCAGAGCUCAAGAUUGUGGAAGAUGAAGAAGGGAAUGAGCAACUUAAGCAGCAUCAGCUCAUAACAGUGACUCUUUCAAGUGAUGGUCGAGUGGUAGAUGGUGAACUGGCUUCAAAAUUUCUGGAGACCUUGAAAGCCAACAUAGAGAAUCCCAUACGACUAGCAUUGUGUUAAACUUGGUCUCUUGGCAUUCAGUUUCAUCUCUUUCAAGCAACCAAACUGUAAGAAGACAAAGAAAACAACUGACCAUAUAGCAGAAAAUUGAAGCACCUUUCAAUCAGCAGUCCUGGAUAUCUAGGGAGAUCCCAGUUGACUGGAGGUUUUCAAAUAUGGUGCCCAUCCACAAGAAGGGCUGAAAGAAGGAUUUGAGGAACUAGAAGCCUGUCAGUCCAAACUCAGUGAUGAGGAGGGUUGUGAAGUAGAUCAUCUUCAGUGCCAUCACAUGACACGUACAGCACAACCAAGUGUUUAAGCCUAGUUGGCAUGGGUUUAUGAAACUAAGGUUCUGCUUUACUAAUCUGAUCUCCCUCUAUGACAAGAUGACCAGUUAGUGGAUGAGCGAAAGGAUGUGGAUAAUCUGGACUUUUGCAAACCUUUUGACACCAUUUCCCACAGCAUUGUUCUGGAGAAACUGGCUGCUCAUGGCUUGAACAGCUGUACACUUUGAUAGGUAAAAAACUUGCUGGAUGGCCAAACCCAGAGAGUUGUGGUGAAUGGAGUUGAAUCCAGAUGACAGCUGGUCACAACAUACACAUUAGGUUUCUUGUCUUGAACUGAGAGCAUGACAAUACUAAACCAAUGCCUUUGAUCUCAAACACCAAGGCAAAUGAAUUGUUAUAAAAGGGCGUACUCUGGAUUUUUCCCAGCACUGAUCCAGGUGAUUAUUUGGAAUAAGAGUUAACAAAUAAUUAGCAUGAUUGCAAUUCAUACAAAUAGUUAUGUAAUUAAAUUGUCUAGAGAGGGAGUACUUGCUGGCAGAUUAGAUAGAAAGUUGCAGAAGGAGACCAUGCUGAAGAGGGUAAUGGAGUUUCCAAGAACAGCAACAUAUGCCAGAGAGUAGAGAUGAGCAUCAAGAAUGGAGGUGUGGUUCAACUGGCUGGCACUGUAGGAAGCAGAGCAAGCCUUUUGACUGGAAGAAGAUAUGAGCUGUCCCAUGACUUGCAGCAAAUCUAGCCUCUCUGUUUCGGGAACUGUUCAGUGAGGUCCUGAACAGAGCACUUACCUUCCAUCAUGGGGGUUUUUUCCACAGUAAAAGUUAACAUUUGCACAGUUGCUUUCCUUCCGGCCAUUGUGAGUAAAUAAUGCAAUGAGUCUUUGGCAUUUCUUAUGUAGACUCUACUGAGUGUACAUGUGAUCAUCGGAAUAAAGAUGGAGUUAUUCAGUGACUUGUCUGGUCUAGUUCAAGUAUCCAGCAAGGACAGUUGGUGCCUAGGAUGCCAGUCAGGUGCUUUUUCAGUUUGUGUUGAUUAAAAGUGCAUCCUUGACUACAAUGUACUUAAUUAAUUAAAACCAUUUCAGUUCCAUAGAAAAUAGCUCUGAUUCUGUUCAUCUCUUCUGCUCCAUAGAGUGGUGCCUCCAUGUGAGCAGUGUAGCCCACUGUUGUCACAUUGUAGAGCAUUACAAGGGGCUCCUUCGAUGAGGCUCAGAGGAAAACGGCAAGUUACUAAGUGCGGAUACCCAAUCUUGACUUUUUUUGCAGUUUUUCUUUUUUGGCUGGUGAUACACUUUUAGUGCUUUUGUGUAAUACAUUAGCCAUAAAUAUUGUAUUGGGUAAAAGCUAAAUUCCUCCAGGGGUCAGUGGAGAAAUUCCUGAGAUCCCUUAUCCUCUGAAUAGUGCCAUGAACCUAUAGUAUUAAUUCCAGAUAUUCAGGGACUGCUUCUGUGGGGAAAUGAUCAGGGAAACGUUUCCAAAGCAUUAUUCAAAAUCCCAGAAGAAUAAGGCCACAUCUUUACGCCUCAGACAUUCAAGAGAGAAAAGCACUUUUCUUUGCCAAUAUCAUUUGGAUAAAAUGUUUUAGAAAGUUAUAAGCAAUAAGGGUCUAUAGAGACUUUGUACGUGUGUGAUGUGAUGAGCAAGGACAGAAGAAAAUUCUUCAUCUUCUCUCAAUCUAAAGGAGUAUAUUUUACUUUCCACGCCACUCCAAGAUGUCUGCAGUAUGGAACAUCUUUCCACCACACGUGGAGGACAAACCCUCAAAGGUAGAUAUAUUACACACAAUUUUGCAUGGUUUAAGAAGCAAAGACUCUCCCAAGUGAGCACUUCUUGCAUCUGUUUUAACAAGUUAUAGACAACAAGCUAUAGACAACAAACCCAUGGUUUAUUUUCAUUUCCUUUCCAUUUCUAACAGCUACUGAACCAAACAGCAUCACAGGUUGAUGCCAAUGAUAAAUACUAGCAACCCAUCUAACCUGACUUUCCUCUACAAAAAAGAUACCAGCCCCAAUGGUCUUGGUCAGAAGUUGUUUUCUAUAGUGUAUUUUGCUGUGCAUUUGUAUAGUCACCAUGAGAAUCCUGUAUUUCAAUGAUUCUCUUCCAUUACCUUCUUCAGCAAUUUUAUUCAAUUCUGACAUUUCAAGGGGUUAAAUCUAUUAUCCGGACAUCAAUCUCCUGGCAGAUUCUUUGAUAAAAUUGAUAUUGCUCUGUAGAUGGAGGAAAUACAAAUCUGGAUUUUACACAGAAGACAAUCUUUUCAGGAUUAUUAGCAGCUAGGUGGGUACUUCAGAAGGAGAUAUUUUCUUUAUAAUAACAUAAAUACAUGUUAUUGUACAUCAUCCUUGAGGUAGCAUGAUUAAACUCCAGUGGGGUAUCAGUCACUCUUUUUGGAGCUUUAGAAAUUGUUGUAAAUUUCCAGGCUGCAUUUCCACAGUGUAUUGUUUAUAAUGAAUCUGCCAGAAUUUUAAACAGGCAUAUUCUUACAUUGUGAUGUUAAAAUAUUCUAUAGCACCUACUUCACAAAGCAAGAUCAUUUCAAUUUAUUGUAAAGUAAGUUCUGUUUUCUAAAAUGCAUCAAAGGGUAUGGAAAACUGUUUAAAAUUGCCUGCACUAGGAACAGAAGGCAGAAUGAUGAAGGAGGAAGGGAAUUGCUGCUGCCAGAGACUGAUUUGAGAGGUCCACUUAUUAACUUAUUUUGUCAACAUCUAACAGUGGAAGUGAUGUAGAAAAAGAAGUUUGGAAAAUGAAAGCUAUUUGUAACUGAAUACUGGCAUAGGUGUUAGACACAUCACUCAUAAGUUUUUGAGUUCAGUGUACUUCUCCACAUAACAGGAAUCAUAAUCUGUAGUACAACUUCCUCCUGGAUUUGGAAGAAACUUGCUUCUUCUUGUGACCUGAAUUUUCCAUAGUACUUCUUUAUCCCCAGCACAUAAUAGAAUAGAACAUUUACUACCCUUAAACUUUAAGAGGGUCAGGAUUUCUAUCUCUGACAUUUAGAUCCACUGCCAAAUCACAAAAGUAACCGUUAUCUUUAAAGCAGCACAUUCAAUUCUCCGUUAGUGAACAAGCUGAAGAAAAAACAGCAGUGUAUUAGAAAUGGAGUAAACACUGGUAUUUCUUCUUGAUAAAUGCUCUGUUGUACUUCGUAACAUAUAGGCCUUAUCUCUACUAUUUACUACAGUGAUACUGCAUCUCACUGAAUCAUUAGUUACAGUUUGUUUUUAAGAAAGGAAAGUGCUGCCAUUUCUCUUAGCAGCAGAAUUAUUACAAUAUGCCAAUAUGUUUGGCAGUAUGCUAGCAAUGUCCUGUUUCUAAGAAUGCAAAAGCAGAACGAUAGAAUCAUAGAGUAGUUUGGGUUGGAAGGGACCUCAAAGAUCAUCUGGUUCCAACCCAUCUGUAUGGGCAUGGACACGUCCCACUAAACCAGGCUGCCCAAGGUCGCAUCCAACCUGGCCUUGAACACCGCCAGGGAUGGGGUAUCCACAGCUUCCCUGGGCAACGUGUUACAGUGUCUCACCACUCUCACAGUGAAGACAUUCCUCCUUAUGUCUAGUCUAAAUCUUCCCUUCUCCAGUUUAUACCCGUUGCCCUUAGUCCUAUCGCUACAAGCCUUUGUAAAGAGUCCCUCUCCAGCUUUCUUGUAGGCCCCCUUCAGGUACUGGAAGGUUGCUAUAAGGUCUUGGAGCCUUCUCUUCUCCAGGCUGAACAAGCCCAACUCUCUCAGCCUGUCCUCGCAUGGGAGGUGCUCCAGCACCUUUGUAGCCUUUGUAGCCCUCACCUUUGUAGCCCUUCUCUGGACCCAUUCCAAGAGUUCCAUAUCCUUCUUAGGGUGAGGAUUCCAGAACUGGACACAAUUCUCUAGAUGAGGUCUCAUAAGAGGAGAAUAGAGGGUCAGAAUCACCUUCCUUGACCUGCUGCCACGCUAAUUUUGAUGCAACCCAGGAUAUGGUUUGCCUUCUGGGCUGAGAGCACACUGCCGGCUCAUGUUGAGCUUCUCAUCAAUCAGUACCCCCAAGUCCUUCUCCACAGGGCUGCUCUCAAGCACGUCGUCCCCCAUCCUGUACUGAAACUGUGAAUUGACUCACACAAACUUUUUUAGAAGCUACAUAAUAAACAAGAACACAACAGUAGUUUAAACAAUUUGUAGCCCUCACUCUCAGUAGCCUAGGGAAUAACAAAAUAUCCUGGAAAGUUUUAUUGAGUCAAAAGAAUACCUAUGAAACAAAAUGAAAUGUUACAUACCUUCACUGUGUUUAUAUGUUUUGAGAUUAUUGGGGCAGCCCCAGGAAAUUUAACUUUGAAAACCUUUUUAUUGCACACAGCCAUUGCUAAAUUGGUAUGGAUUUAGAGUGACAGUCCAUGCUAAAGUGAGGGUAACCCUUGAGAGAGGGUACACUAUGUCGCCAUGCAUAUUCAUACAUUGUAUUCAGUAUUUAUUCUCUGGUCAACAAUAUACAUUAUAUGAAGUAUUUAAAUUAAUUAAUUUGGUGGAAGGCACAGUUACUCUGUUACACAGAUUAAUGUAUUUUUUGGUGACAGCCACUUUAUAACAGCAGAUUCACUUGGUAGUCAUCUGGCUAACUAAACUGGGGAAGAAAUGUAGAUUUAGUUUUUGCAAUUUUAGUAGAACAUGCAAAUUUAUUAGUGUUCACAAAACUUGCUAGUGAGCUAUUAGGAAGACCAGGGUCUUCUGAGCAGUAUUUGCUUUCUUUUAUUCCAUCCCAAUGCUUUGUUUUUUCUUUCACCAUGUCCUUACUUUCAUCUCUCAAUCUUUCUUCUUUUUUUCCUUCCUCCUAAUUUUCCCCUUAGUGUGUCUCAUUUGUCUUUUUUUUUCUUUCUCUGUUCUCUGUUCUGUCUUCCUACACACACACUUCCACAGGUUCUAACAUUAUUCUGCUUUGUGUGCUUCUCAAUUUUACAUUCUCAUUUUCUUCUAUUUUCACUUCAUAAGUCUCUUUCCCAUUAUUAUUUUUGGCCUCAGCUUUACCAGUAGUCAAGUGCAGCCUUAUACAAAUUUAUAUAUGGUAUGAAAUAUUAGAGGAUGUGAAUGGAAGUGAUCUUUCAGUGGUAUCAACAAUAAGUAUCCAGGGCUCUUCAGCUAUUUAAAUAAUGAUAUCUUCUUUGUCCAAUUGUUUCCAAGGUUUAUUAGGUUUUUCAUACUUGAAUGUUAAUUUCAAAUCUCUUCCCAACUGAACAUCUGACUAAGAUUUUAACUAUGCCAUCCCAUCUGAAAAGAGAGGCAAAGUUCCCUCCCUCUGCACAGUACAAAUAGUAGCAUUGAAUAGUUUCCAAGCCAGUAUAAUAUACUACAGGGACUGACUUUUAAGACUGUGCGGGCAAGUCAGCAAAGAUAGUGACAGCAGAACAGAGGAAUAAGCAGAGAACUGGGAAAGAGCUGUAUAGUGAAUUGUGCCCAGGGGAAAUGUUCCAGGUUGACUAAUUGCUGCCAACCUCCCUAGAAAGCUUGCUGUACAGCUUUGUGUUGUUUCAAAGUUAUUGUGCUAUGUUACUGUGUGCCACUGAGAUCCAUCUUGGAGGCUUCUGCAGUUAGAAAAAAACAUACCAAAGCAACUCUCUCUCCUUUCCCCCAAACAGAUAUUUUCUUGCAUGCUAUUUAUUAGCAUGAAAAUAUCGUUUUGGAGAUUUCUUGGUAAAGCAGUGGGUGUGGAUUGCAACAGAGAAACCAUACAAUUUGAAAACACCCAAUACUACCACAAUCACAUAGUAGUAUCCAGUCACUGCUGUGAUCUCAAUAUAUAGGAACAUAUUAUGCUUUUGUUACACUCGUUAUUUUUACUUUUCUUUUAGAUUUGUUCAGGUAAAUACAGUUUGUCUAUACCAAGUUAAGAGCUACUGUUGGAGCUGUUGUAUAUAACUCCCUUUUUACAGUCUGACGAAGGUUCGGAUCUCCACUAGCCUGAGCCUGCACAGCUCCAUUGACUUCAUCUGGGAGCUUUCAGCCUAGACUUUUGUUCUAAUUACAUAUUCAUCAAUAUGUAGAAAAAGAUUCUGUUGAACAAUCAGUUUAAGCACCAUUCUUAUAAACUAGAGGUUCGUGCAGUUUUAUGCAUUAACUGGUCCAUCACAAGCCUAUCUGGUUUAUCACACCCAGAUACAGUUUGCAGCUACAUUAUUUUUUUCAUAGCAUUCUUUGGGCUUUGUGGUUAAUUUUUGAAAGGAAGCAGCGUGUUAAGUACUUCAUGUCUUUGAAUCAUUGAAAUUCAAGGCAUUGGGAAAGAGGUUCUCCCUAACCAGUUUUGCCUGAUGACCUAAUGGCAGCUGCUAUUAGAAAAAAUACUGUGUUUCCUUAGCCAGGAUGUCCCUUUAUUGGGUUCCUCUGCACUGCUUGAUAAUCUGAGCUGCUUCACGAGGAACCAUCAGUGUCUGAAUCUACUUUCCUGCAACUUGCAACAUCUGUUGUUUCUGGGAACAUGUUACAGACGCUGGUAUAGAGAUGCAUAAGCAACAUACUUAUUGCAAUAUAAAUAAAUGAUAGAUGUAUGACUUAACAGAAAUAAACUAUAAUAUUGAUUUAAAUAAUAGAAACAAUUCCAUGAUAUUAAAGAUGCUUACUUUUCCCAGGUAUGUUUUCUUAGAAAGGAAAUUAGGUUAGUAACCAAACCAGAUAAAAAUAAGAGGAGUGUAUCUUUGGAUGUGAGUUUCUCAUCUAUUUGUUCUAUUAAUGCUGAGAGAAGAUUUUUUUUUGUUAAAGAAUGGGUGAGAAUUGCUCAUAUGCAACUGAUGCGACAAUUGACUGUUUUUCAGAUAUGUGCUGGUAAUGAUCUAAUAUCACAAGUAUGCUUUGAAAAAAAUACUUGUAGAAGUGCAUCUACUUUACAGACCUUAUUGAUUUUUUCCCAUAGUUACUUGUCAGGAUGUACGUAGUCUAGAGCAGGAGGUCUUUUAUUUAAUGUACUAUUAUCCAACGCUACAAGUCAGAGCAGGGUUUUCCUUCAUUGUUUUUCUGUUGUUAAGGCGUAUGUUUAUAAAACUAGAUGUUUCAAAGGUUUUUCUUAAUUAUGGAUUUUCAAAUAAAAACAUGAUAAUGGCAAGGUCCUAAAAUCUGGACUUAUGUUCUCCUUCACUCAAGCCCAGUAGCAGGUGCAAGUCGAACAAGUUCUUUUGGCUUGUUGUGGGUGCAGCUGCUUUGAAAUUAGCCACAGUAAUCCUACAGCAAAUUGAGAUGUUUCCCUGUCAGAGUCGAUCAUGGAAGUUUGUGGUUAUUGUUUUAUGGUCUCUCCUUACCUUCUUUUCUGACACCUUUAUUUGGUUCCUGACAACUGGAUUCGUUUCUAGAACUACAAAGCUGUUCUCACUCAAAGUUUGUCUGUUUUCCCACGUCUAAUCCACAGGAGAUGUUUAGCAGACUUACACUGUGUUGCAACUCACUCAUGGUCUCAGUUAAAAGCCUAAUGGUCUGCUGGCAGGUCUUUAGACUGAUCUGCUGGCAGGUCUUUAGACUGAUCAAAAGCUGUGGGUGAUUUUCGCCUAUUUCACACUAGGCCAUUAUUCUAUUUUUUUUUCUGUGUCUUCCAAUCUCUGAACAGAGAGUUAAAUUAAGUUAUUUUUGUAGAGUCUUUUUCAGGGUAAGAAAAUAUUCAGGCACAGAAAGCUUAAGUCCACUGGCACAGGAGAUCCUGUCUCUUCUUUACAGUCCAACGAUUAGGGUGGGAGAUAACAAUUCACCUCUUCAUCCUGUUUUCAACAGUGUUGUACUAUAGAUAAGUUAAAGUAAAACUAGAGGUUGUAGUAAGGUGGGUGUUGGUCUCUUCUCCCAAGUAACUAGCUAUAGGAUGAGAGGAAAUGGCCUUAAGUUAAAUCAGGAGAGGUUUGGACCAGAUAUUAGGAAAAAACUCUUUACUGAAAGAGUAGUGAAACAUUGGAACAGGCUGUCCAGGGAACUGGUGGAGUCACCACCACUGGAGGUGUUAGAAAAAUGUGUAGAUGUGGCAGUUCGGGACAGGGUUUCGUAAGCAUGUUGGUAUUGGGCGGAUGGUUGUACUGAAUGAUCUUAGAGAUUUUUCCAACCUUAAAGAUUCUAUAAUUCUGUGAAUAAGACACAUGAGAAAUCUAUUCAAAGUUAUACACAGACAUAGGGAGGGGGUGAAAUUUUCCAGUGGCUACACCCUGGCCCAUGAGACUUAAUUAUCCAAAACAGUAUGAUAACUAAUGAAAUAUGUUUGCAUAACUAACUCCCCUGGUUAGUUCUGGGGAGGCAUGUGGCUUUCUUCCCACUUGAGGGAUUUUCUUGUCUAAUUCUCUUCCAAAGGUGAAUAACAUCAUAUUUCUCUAAAUGCAGCUGAAUGACAAAAAAUAGGUAACACAAAAUAGGUAAUCACUUGACAACACAAAGCUCUACUGGUCAGUUAAUGUGGAAUCUCUUUCAUAAAGCAAUUUUUGGAACCUUCUUUUCUGAUGUUUGUUUUGAUCAUCUGGUCACAUUUCUAAUGACUUCAUUGAAGAUUUUAAUUUUUUUUAAAGCAAAGGCCUCACCUUGGCGUGGCAUGAAAGCUAGGUAGGAAGGGAAUCUAAGUGAAACCAAUAAGUUUUGCUAUAAGCAAUGAAAGUUGAACAUUGAAAGUAGAACACUGAGGAACUAUCAUUCCUCUUUAUGCAUGUCACGUCUCCUUUGAAGGUAACUACUUGAAAUGCUGACUGCAGCUCAGUAUUAACGUGGACACAGAAGCAGACGUGAGUUAAUACUUCCACUGGCUUAGUGCCAUGCUGGACCAGCUGCAUUUAAACAAACAGAACUCUUAUCUUGAGAUGAGUUGAUUAUCACAGCCUUGAGCUGAGAUGCCCUGAAACCCUCAUGGUUUGUCCUUAAGGUAUGUCUUAGUCUAUGCUUUGAUCUGUUUUUUUAAUAGGCAUCUGUUUUGCUGUCUCACAUGAACUAGUGCUCUGUCUUUUCAAGAAAGGAAGGGCAAAAAACUUAUCACUGAAAGUAGAUGUGACCCUCCUGCAGUAAGUUUUGCAGACGGAAGUGAGGUCUCCUGCAAAAGAAAGGUGUAAAUAUGUUGUUUUCUUCCUUUCAGGCAUAGUACUUGGUGGGAGAAGGUAAAAGUGCUAUCUUCUAAACUAUUGAUGCCACUUUCUGCAAGUGUUCUAUUUUUAAGUGUAGUAUUAGAGAAGUUAACACUUGAAAGUGCCAAGGGAACUGUAGUACACUGGCUUCAUUAUCUAUCUUUCAGGGUGGAACAGUCUUGGCCAGAGGUAUGAUAUAUGCCCACGAAGAAAUUUGCAAUAUACUGUGUGUGAUAGUUCACAGCAAGUGAAACCAAGGAAAGUCUUGAAUUGUAUAGAGUUAGACAGAGAUAAUAUUAAAGUCUGUAUACAGGAGUUACCCACGUCACAAAGUUUUCAAUGGUUAUACUGGAUAGCUACAGUGCAUUUAAACAUUGUCCUGCUAUAGCAACAUGACUCAUUUGUUCUUUUAAAGACAAUUUGAUUACAUUAGGGGCAUCAUUUUUGGAAAUCUGAUCACUUACACUGGGUCAGUUAAUUAUGUUUUCUUUUCCAAACGUGCCUAGUUAUCUUCUGAGUAAGCUUGGAGAAUGUGAGUCUGAAGGAGUAUUGGUGGGGUCUGUCUGUUUAUAGGUAGAAAAUACCCUGAAAAAAUACAUGGCUAGUAUGUCAUGCCAGCAAACUGGUAAAUAUUUUUUCUGAUAGUAAACUGAAGAAUGUAGACUAUUGAAGAGAUAACUCCUUUUUCUCAUAUGUCUUCCAAUUGUUUGGGCUUACAAAAAUACUUCUUAAGUUGGUACAAAAUAGCUCCGUAAACAAAGCCCGAGUACUCCUUUGUGUUAUACAAAUUAUACCUUAUGAAAAAGCAGCUUUGUAUCACAAUUAAUGAAUCAUAAGUAUUAAGAUUUUAGAGGACUUUAAAUGUCAAUAUCUUUAAAAAAUAUGGGGUUGUCUACUGUCAUAUCUAUUUCAAAAUUAUUUUUGUUUAGACAAGCUACUUUCACUGAUUUUUUGGAAACUUCUAAACUAGAGAUUUUUACUUAAGGUGAUGAGGAGAAAUCAGGACUUAUAUUCAUGGAUAAUUUUAUUGGAAAAGUUUAUAAUAGAAUGGUGUGUCUGUGUGACAGCAUAUUGAUGUGUGUGCUACUUAAUAGAGAAGCCAGAAUUUCUUGUUUAUGAAACAUUAAGUCUGCAGUAAUCAUCUGUUAUGAACCAGAAGGAAAAAAACCACUGAGUAAACUGAAAAAAAUCCUGCCUGCAUACAGUCCAUAUGAUUUGUGUGUAAAUGGACAGUGAUAUAUCCUUGUUACUUGAAAAUAUGAAAAUUAGAAAGAGGCAGAGCUAGGUUUAAAACAAUUAAAGUUUUUCUUAAAAUGGCUGCAAGGAUAACAUAGGCAUUAGAUUUUAAAUACUGUUGUGGCUUUGUUGUUUCCUUGACACAAUUAUUCUGCCAGAAAAAAAAAUAUCUGUUUACUACAGUCAUGGUAUGCUCAAGAAUAAUACAGGCAGUGAUUGUUUUAGAUCAAUUUCUGGUAAAUCUCAGCUUAAGUACUUGUGAAAUAGCUCUUGACUGUCUUGAGAGUGAGAGUUACUGGGUAGAAGCCAAAUAGCAUGGAUUUCCCAGGCUUGGUGCUUGUUAAUUUAGGAAUACAGAAUUCCUUCAUUAAAUUGCUUAAAAACAUCUCCUCCUCUCUGUUCUGGAAAACCAGAUUACAAAAGCUUGAAGGCUAGCAGACCACUGCUGUCUUUACACGUAGUCUGCUUUGCUGCCAGUCCUGUAAACAUUCCUGUAACAUGAGUCAAGAGUUAAAAAGUAGAAGGUAGGCUCAGCAUUACAGCAGGCAGAAGCAGCCAAAUUAAUAGCUUCUGAGUUAUUAAUUCUACUUUUAUGGGAUCACUAUAACCAAUUUGUAUGAAAUAGCAAGCCUCAGCUCACUGGGUUACCUAUAGUUUUACUUUCCUUCUUGCAAAGUCGGCUCUUGCUGCAGCCAAUGGAAGCAUUCUGGGCCUUGGAUUAAUCAUAAAGUAUUCAUAGAUAUUGAAAUUAAAUUAUUCAGGAGACACUGACAUAGAGACUUUCAGUCUUUAAAGUUCUUUGCCUAUUCUAAGACACUUCCACAUUUUCAUUAACACUGCUCUCUGUUUUCUUUAAGGCAAAAUGAGACAAACCAAACACCUGUGCAAAUGAGAAUACAAAUUGCAACAGCACACAGUUACAUGGUAUAUACCUGGUAUUACACUGCAGGUAUUUCAAGAUUAAAAAUACUGACAUAGAGGUCCUAAUUAACAUAUGUACACUGUUUUGU